GCACGGCCAGGAAACAGCUUCCCUGGAAGACGCUUUGAUUUUCACAAUGAUUCCCAACAGUACCAUCCCAGAAAACGUGAGCAGCAGUGGAAGGUUCAAACUCGACAUCCUGAAAAAUAAGGCGAAACGAUCUUUAACAAGUUCCCUGGAGAAUAUCUUCUCAAGGGGAGCUAGCAGAAUGAGAGGCCGCCUGGGAAGCAUGGACAGCAUCGAACGGUCCAGCAGUCUUGCUUCAGAGAAGGACUACUCCCCGGGCGACUCCCCACCAGGAACACCACCAGCCUCCCCACUGUCCUCAGCUUGGAGCACGUUCCCUGAAGAGGAUUCGGACUCCCCAUAUUUCCGCAGACGGGCACACACGUUCAGCCACCCCCCCUCCAGCUCCAAGAGAAAGCUGACUCUGCAGGAGGGGAGGGCACCUGGCGUGCGCUCCCCGCUCCUGAGGCAGAGCUCCAGCGAGCAGUGCAGUGAUGGAGAAGGGAGAAGAAGGACCUCGUCCACCUGCAGCAAUGAGUCCCUAAGCAUCGGGGGCACCCCUGUGACUCCUCGCCGAGUCUCUUGGCGGCAGCGCAUUUUCCUCCGGGUCGCUUCGCCCAUGAACAAGUCUGCAGCAGCCAUGCAGCAGCCAGAUGGACUGGACAGGAAUGAGCUGCUGCCGCUCUCCCCUCUGGCUCCAACCAUGGAAGAGGAACCCCACGUUGUCUUCCUGUCUGGGGCCGAUGACCCCGAGAAAGCUGAAGAAAGGAACACAUCAGAAGAGCUCAGGAGUCGGUGGAGAAAGGCAAUCCACCAACAAAUCUUGCUGCUGCGAAUGGAAAAAGAAAACCGGAAACUGGAAGCGAGCAGAGAUGAACUCCAGUCCAGAAAGAUCAAACUAGACUAUGAAGAAGUCAGCGUGUGUCAAAAGGAGGUCCUCCUCGCCUGGGAUAAGAAGCUGUUAAACUGCAGAGCUAAAAUCAGAAGCGAUAUGGAAGAUAUUCAUGCUUCUCUUAAAGAAGGUGUGCCCAAAUGUCGACGGGGAGAAAUUUGGCAGUUCCUAGCUUUACAGUAUCGCCUGCGGCACAGACUGCCUAGUAAGCAGCAGCCUCCGGACACGUCCUAUAAAGAACUCCUAAAGCAGCUCACGACGCAGCAGCACGCCAUCCUGGUGGAUUUAGGCAGGACAUUUCCCACGCACCCUUACUUUUCAGCACAGCUGGGGGCUGGCCAACUGUCUCUCUUUAACCUCCUGAAAGCCUACUCUCUGCUGGACAAGGAAGUGGGGUAUUGCCAGGGCAUCAGCUUCGUGGCUGGCGUCCUGCUUCUGCACAUGAGUGAGGAACAGGCUUUCGAAAUGCUCAAGUUCCUCAUGUACGACCUUGGCUUCCGCAAGCAGUACCGGCCCGACAUGAUGUCGCUGCAGAUCCAAAUGUACCAGCUGUCCAGGCUGCUCCACGACUACCACCGUGACCUCUACAACCACCUGGAGGAAAAUGAGAUCAGCCCCAGCCUGUAUGCGGCCCCCUGGUUCCUCACCUUGUUCGCCUCCCAGUUCCCACUGGGAUUUGUAGCCAGAGUUUUUGAUAUAAUUUGUCUUCAAGGAACUGAAGUUAUAUUUAAGGUUGCACUUAGCCUGCUCAGCAGCCAAGAGGCACUGAUAAUGGAAUGUGAAAACUUUGAAAGUAUUGUCGAGUUUCUUAAAAACACUCUGCCUGAUAUGAAUACAUCUGAGAUGGAAAAAAUCAUUACACAGGUCUUUGAGAUGGAGAUUUCCAAACAGCUGCAUGCCUACGAGGUGGAAUACCACGUGCUGCAAGAUGAGCUUCAGGAAUCUUCCUAUGCUUGUGAGGACAGCGAACCCGUGGAGAAACUGGAGAGGGCCAACAACCACCUGAAAAGGCAAAACAUGGACCUGCUGGAAAAGUUACAGGUAGCACAUGCUAAAAUCCAGACCUUAGAAUCAAACCUGGAAAAUCUUUUGACCAGAGAGACCAAAAUGAAGUCUUUAAUCCGGACCCUGGAACAGGAGAAAAUGGCCUAUCAGAAGACAGUGGAGCAAAUCCGCAAGCUGCUGCCAGCAGAUGCGCUGGCCAGUUGUGAGGUGCUGCUGAGAGACCUCAACUUCAACCCUAACAACAAAGCCAAGACGGGAAUUAAGCCAUAAUUAAGAAGUGUCCCCGCCGGAGUGAGCGCUAUGGAGCACACGGUGGAAAGGGAGAGGCUGGGUGCUGCUGGCUGAGCGCUGGACCCCAAAGCUGAUGGACCUCCUCCAAGCCUGCUGAGCACCGCACCCCAGCCCGCAGACUCCUGUCCUCCCGGAGGCCGCAGACUCACAGCAUUGUACAGACGCAGCUACCUGGGAGUGGGGGUGGCGGUAUUAACAGCUAUGUACAUAUAUUCAAAAAGUACAUAAAGGGUUCAUGCUUUAUAAGUGAAAGAGCAGAUGUAUAUUUAGAGCUUUUUUUUUGUAGUCAGAACUUCUAGACACACAUCAGAUCUUUUUCUUUUUGGUUCUUUCUUGUGAGACAAAACUAGAGCCUCUUUGUAUUAUUGAAUUAUACUUGAAAAAAAAAAAGUAUUUUUUCUCUCCAAAGAACAGCGGCACGCUUCACUCAGUAGUGGAGACAGGCAGUGGGGAACAUGCCCUGCCUUUAUGUGUACCUGUCCUGUGCUCUGACGAGGACCUCGGCUGCCUGGCAGUCACACUCCUCUGGGAAUUUCAGGAAGGACCGCCGGGAGCCUGGCUCCCCUGCUUGCCUCUUGCCAAUUAGCAUGCUGCAGACCCACAUGCAUUUGGAAUCUGGGGAGUCUUUCCAUAAGGGCGUGUGGGAGGAGAUGCCAAGGCACACAGCCUGAGUUCAAGGCCAGCGUUCCUACUUUGCUAGCAAAUUCUACUAGCCUUAUUCCUCAAACCCAAAUAAUCAGGCCUAAAACAUUUCAUUUAGGAGCCCAGUCGCCAAGGUUCUCCUUCUGCCUUCCACAAAGCAUGAGAAAAUGUUGUCAUUAUGCUUGGAUUUCUAAUGAUGACACGCCUUUUAUUGUUGUCUCUCUGUGUGUGUCCCCUGCCCCUGGCCAAUGGAAAGGGGUCACUGAGCUCUCACUAAAUUUCCUGUUGAUGUGAAAAUGUCCAGCAACUGUGAAGUGUUGAAGAGCAAACUCUGUCGAACUCUUGUUGGAAGAGAAAGGGAGAGGCGCUGAGCUCGGGUGAAGCCUGAGAUUCAGCAUUUAGUUUCCCCCGACCUUCAGGCCCCAGGGAGCCAACUAGAGGCCUUUCACGCACACUGGCUGGGUGGAAGGAUCGCGCUUAUGGAAGUGCACAUACGGCGAUCUCUUUUCUAGAUGAGUCCGUCACCGUGCCUCUGCAAGCCGAUGUUCCUUUUCUCCCCACCCCCCCCCUUUUUUUGCCUUUCCAAACAAUUCUUAUCAUCCCUGCAUUUUUGCAGCACCUGUAUUAUUACAGGUGGACUAUUUGAAUGAGAAUUUCUUCCUAGGGAGUUUGUCCUACAACAAGUUGAAAUUUAUUAGAGUGGGCAAGUGAAACCCCCAGACACGCGGAAAACCCAAAACCACCUUGAAACUGUUGCUCAGCGUGCAUGUCGUGAAUCUUGUGACAAGGACCAGGCCCUCUAAGGCAGGCUGGUUUUGUCAUCCUUUAAAAAAAAAUUAAGAUAGUAAAGUCUUAGUUAAUGUAACAUCUAGGUUCUAGUUCAAUAACAAGAAAAUGCUGAUUCUAGGUACCUCAUUCAAUCGGGGCCCCCAGAAUUAUUUGUUGAUACCAUUUCCUGAGUUUUUCUCCAUUUGUAGAAGGCUUGUUUCUUCCCUACCAGGACUCUAACCGUAUCAUACAGUUGCUGUCGGGUGAUGAUAAUUGCCUUUGGUGUGUGGUGUACCGGUGGUGGUUAAGGAAUCUCCCAGCUCGGCAAAGACACCUGUUUCUCUCUGUUGCUGAGUUUAAAGUAAACUUUGUACUGGAAUAUUUAGAGUCAGCAUUAUGAGUUGCACAAUCAUGUUCAGGGAUGGAUGUUAACUUGGCUACAAUAUUUUCUUUUGAAAAUGAAUUUUCUUUUUUUUUUUCUGUGAUUUUUUUCAAAAAAAGUGUUGCACCAAUUGCCCUUCAUGCAUUGUUAAACUCUUCAUGAGGUUAAUAUAACAUUGAGUUUAUUUCCAAUAAAUAUAUUGCUGCCA
Echinops telfairi (small Madagascar hedgehog) is the source of this 4164-nucleotide messenger RNA. RefSeq names its product TBC1 domain family member 4 (gene TBC1D4). NCBI's taxonomy places the organism in Eukaryota, Metazoa, Chordata, Mammalia, Afrosoricida, Tenrecidae. The coding region runs from base 47 to 2143 and encodes 698 amino acids. The record is from RefSeq and is a predicted model, not a curated record. The transcript is spliced from 13 exons.